AGAUUACGUCGCAAUAGAUGCCACUGCUGCCAUGGUAACCCAAAUUUUACACGAAAUAAGACUAGUGCUCGCGUCAUUUCGCUUGCAAGUCUCUUUCGAAGAUGGAGGCUUCACAAGAAAGGUUUCAACAAGACAUUGAAUAAUUUAACGCUUGCUUAUAGUCAAUCCGUUUUAUACGAGGAAAUGAAAUAAAUGCAUGUUUAGCAAUCAAUUCUUUUAGAUACUUUUUUUUUACAAUAAUAUUCCACGUCUAAUCUAGAUCUAGUUAUCGCACUUCUAAUUGAGUUCAAAGACAUCCUCUUUUGACAAGAUGGCAUCCAAGUCUGCAAAGCCAAGCUUUGGUAGCCCUUCGCAAAAGAACAAGCCUGGAGGACCAAGUCGAUCGAGAAGAACGAGAAAGACGUCAAAGCCCAGAAAGAGGACUAUUGUUCUUGAAAGUUGCCAAGAGGAAGUCUCAAGCCCCGGGAAGAGCAACAUUACAGUCAACGAAUUGGGGAAUUCCCAGUGGCAUGAGCCACUUCCAAUCUCAAAUGACGACAGCGAUAAGGGCCAACAAGAAAAUCUCAGUGUUGGAGACGUCAAUGUGACUCCCAAGAAAGAAAUUAUUCCAGGUUUCGUUGUUGACCAGUGGUGUGAACUAGGCCCUAGUAUUUAUCGCGAUGGACACAGCCCUUCUCAGUUGGGCAAAGCGAAAUCUGUCAGUGUCAUUGAAUUUAAAAGUUCUCCUGACUCUGGAAACUACCUUCUGGAGAAGUGCAUCAAAAACGUACCUAGAAAACUGAAUUUAGACAUGGCUGAAAAUGAAGCUGUGCAAGACAGCAAGCCGUGUCCUGAAAUAAAGGUUGAAGAGGCAGAAAGUCAGUGUCUCUAUCAGGCUAUGACAUCCCAGUUUGCACAAACUAACUCGAAUAUAUCAACAUCUGUUUCUUCCGAGUCAAAAAGUUCAGGACAAAAUGUGUACCAAUAUAGUUCUCCUACACGUCCAUUACGAAGUAUGGCCAUUGGUCAGUUGAGCUGUCAUCCAUACUUUACGUCUGAUCACUAUGAAAACCGUGUAACUGCGACAAGGAUGCGCCCAGGUAACAAGAUUGUCAGCAAUGCAAAGUCAGCCACCAAAAAUAAUGAACAACAUAUUUUGUUUCAGUUGGUUCAACCAGCAGAUAAGUAUCGAAACACUAGUCCAGUCGUGGCUCACAAUAAUUCGGCCAUAAACUCUUGCCAAGGGAAAUCUAGUAAGACAUCGUCACAUCCAAAUCAGGCUACAAGUUUUAAUGAAAACAAAUUGGAGAGAAACACAAUUAUUUCCCAUUUUCAGGUACAUAGUCAAAGUACAAAAUGUAACAAACUAUGCAAAUCAGCCAAUAGUAACGACAAAGUCAAACUUCUGUUAGGUUCACCUAUUAAACCGAAAAUGUCCAACGGUGAAGAUUUUAUCGACCCGACAAGAAUCAAAUUUGGACUCGAUGAUGGGACUGAUGAUGAUUCGAUAACUUGCAAUUCCAAACUUGACAGCGAAAGUUCAGACGAAGAGUGGAAGCCCUCUAAGCUUCAAGGUAAAAUCAAACCAGAACUGGAUGGUCCUUUUUCACAUGUUGAAUCGCAUAAAGACGGCAAAAAAGUUAAGAAGAGCUUAAAGCGGCGUAAAGUCACCUCAGGAAAGCUUUCAGUCACCUGUCCGACGUGCGGGAAACAUUUCCGCGGUACCUACCACUUGCGACGACACGAGAUGUCCCACAGUGAGAACAGACCUUACGUUUGUAUGAUAUGUAAAAAGAGUUUCAAACAAAAAGCCCAUCUCCACGGACACAUGGGCGUACACAAGCGAUGUAGGCAAACAAACAACGACACCGUCGAGAGCAGUGCCCAGAGUAAAACCCAGUCUUCAAAAUGCCCAGGCCGCCCAAGAAAAAUCUACACCGAAAAAGAUCUUUCGUGCAAAAACUGCGGGAAAUGCUUUAAAACGGUCUACAGGCUGAAGCGGCACGAGCAGUCCCAUACAGAUAUCAGGCCAUUCACCUGCAAAAUUUGCGGCAAAGGUUUUAAACAAACAGGCCACAGAAACGAGCAUCAGGCUAACCACGAGAAAGGCAACAAAAAAUGUUUCCUUUGCAACAUGUGCGGCGUCGUAUUUCGCUGUAGAUCUUCUUUCAACAAUCACAUGAGAUCUCACAAUGUAGAGAAAGUCAGGCUCCAACAAACUCGAGCUGAAGACGAAGGAUGUAUCAAACAGGACGGUAUAGAUAUCAAUCACUCUGGCUACGACUGCCCAUAUUGCCCGGACAAGUUCGCCACUGCACAAGCGUUAAACAGCCACUUAGAAACCCACGUGGAGGUCAAACAUCGACGUCACGUCCAGCCAUAUAGCUGCGACGUUUGCAAACGAACAUUCACAUACAGGCAUAACCUCUUGAAGCAUCAGCUUGCACACAAAGCUCCGGACAAAUAUGCACAGUUUUACCAAAAGAAAAUAGAAGCCCAUGUGGCCAGCGGCAAGCCUUCCUUUAGCUGUUCUGUUUGUGCUAAAGUGUUUAUAAGAAAAGAAACGCUAGCAAAACACUCAAAGAUUCAUUCUGGCAAGAAACCUUUUAAAUGUUCAAUCUGUGAAAGGGAGUUCACUCAGAACGUGCACUUAAAAGUUCAUAUGAGGAAACACACGGGUAGUCGCCCAUUUCAAUGCAAGGAUUGCAACCGAGGAUUUAUUGACAGUACCGCAUUAGCCAAACAUAUAGAGUAUGAAGCAUGUAAUUCCGAGAAUGCGCUCUAUCGGUGCAAAGUAUGUGAUAAACGUCACUAUUACUUGGGUAGCAUCAAACAACAUAUCAGAAAGCACCAUGGAGCAGUGACUGAAGAUAGCAUUGCAAAAUACAUCUUAAAGUUUGAACGAUCGAAUAAACGAAAAAACAGCCUGGAUUCUGAUAAAUUCUCAUGCAGGGUUUGUUCCAAACGUUUUACCGAGAAAUGUAAUUUAGUUAGGCACGUUCGAAAUAAGCAUUCUGAACUGUUAGAACUGCUGAGUUCCGAGAAAUCUUCAGAGACUAAAGAUAACUUUCUUGAUUGGAGCUCUUCACAAGUGAAUGACAACGAUUGCGAUACUUCAUCGGACGUCAAAUCAGCGCUUGACAAAACUGAUCCCGUUGAAGUUGAUAUGUCUAGAGAGCUUACCGUUGAGGAAUGUCAAGGGGAAAAGAAUAAGGAAUGUGUAACUGACAAGAAAAAGAACCAUAUUGAACGAUCUUACGAUAAGAACCUUGUUCCGGAACGAUCCUACACACACAGAAUGGAUGGUAAGAGGAUCGAUGAUAAUAGACGAGAUAAUAACCUGCUGGAAGGCUUCAAUACUGCAGAUUUUGACCGUCUGGAUGAGCAUAUGAGACACGAGUCUUGCCUAACUAGGUCAGGGUCACCAAAUUCAGACUCGGAAAGCCCUAACGAGUCGCCUCCUCAAUCCGAUAUCAACUUUUUAUACAACAUUGGUCUUAUUGUGUCCAAUAAAGCCAAGAAGUACAAAGAACUCGAAAAUGUUUCAGACACAAACACCAACGAUGACAAAGCAUGUAGUGUACUUUAUAAACCAGUACAAAGCAGUGAAGCCGAUCAAGCAAAGGCGCAAAACAUGAACGUUGCACAAAACAAAUCUCCUGCUCAAGGCGAUUUCAUGCUAGAGUCUUUGCUAUAUGAUAGUAACCUUUCAAAAAGCAAUGAAAUCCCUGGAAAUAUACCAACAACCAGAAGUACAACAGCGAUUUGUUCAGGUUUUGGAAUGUUACACAAAGAAUCUAUGAUCGAUGAGGCUAAAGUAAUUCGAUCUUUUAGUACUGACUAUGAACCUGACUCCAAGCUAGAAAACAAAAACAGUCUAUGCACAAAACCAUCUGUUACUGUGUUGCCUGAUAGUAAUUCUUGUGAUGACCACACCCUGCAGGGUUUAACCAAGAUGUCGCCCUCAAAAACUAUUCCUCACUCUGUUAGCUACAAUGAAUUUAUUACUAGUGCAAAUGAGCCACGUUCACAUUGCGUCCCUCAAAGUACUCCUGAUAAUGACGUUUUAACGUCAAAGAAAGAUAAGGACUCGAGAGAAGGUGAAGGUGAGAAUGUUCUAAGUACAUUGAACGUCCACUGCAGCACGAUUGUGGAUAAUAGCGUCAUGUCUAUAAAUAGUAACGAACCUACGAACAACAUGGCCACUUCAAAGACUGCAUUGAACGGCAUUUUCAACCAGCUACAAAACUCAAUGACACAAAAUACUUGUCUUGUAUUAGGCGACUCCAAUACUGCUGCAACUUCUAAUGCCUUGACCAAAGGGAUGUUACCGAUGAAAUCAAACGAUGAUGAUUACGAGAGUUGUCCCACAGAAUCUCAACUAAACUGUUUAGGACUGUUGGCUUGUAGGGAUAGCGUGGAAGUUAUCAGCAAGGCCUUUUCACCAUCUUCGCUAUUCGACAGAGUUAAACCUUGGCUUCAGGAGCUAGUCAAGAGUUCAAAACCCGCAAAAGAAAAAUGUGUAACGCAAAAUGCAACACACAAGAACCAACUACACGGAAGAAUCAUCAGUUUAAACAUAGAGGGUGGGACAUGCAGGGAUAAUAAACAAGAAAGAGGAAAAGUUGACAUGGCAAAUAAAUGUAGGGUGAGACAUAGACCCAGCAGUGCUAGACGUAAUUUAGAGGUUGCUUAUCAAGCUGAGUCCUCCCAAAAUUGUAACACUGAGUCCAAUGAAAGCGAUGAAAAUCCGAACCAGCAGACGGGUGAGGUAAUUACUCUUUCUGAAGAGUUCUCGAGUGCCUCUGAUGAUGCUCGAAAAGCAGCUGAUUCGCCAAGAAAAGAUCAACCACCAGGUAAAAAUGGUUGUGUGGCAAAGCAAGAAUCACUUAGGACAACGUGGCCUAUGGUUGAUACAUGUGAGAAGCAACAUGAAGCAUCUUAUUCUUCGUUUUCGAGAGAAAGAUGUCAGAAGCAGGUCAUGACGUCAAGUAGGGAAGCAUUUAGUUUUAGUGCAAACCAGGAGACAAGAUCACGGUCAAUGGUCAAUGCGUGUAUUGAGCAACCUAUUGUACCACUUGCUUGGUCCAGGGCCAAUGAAUGCCAGGAUCCACACCUGACGUCCAGCAGAGGAACAGUUUUCAACAAGAGUCACGAGGCGCGCAUAAUGUCGUGUACAUGGCCAGAGGUCCCUGCACAGGAGAAUCAUUGCUUUUCUACAUCUCACGCCACACUUGAAGUGUCAAAUAAAGGAUAUGCAGUCAAUGAGCCAUAUCUAGUAUCAAGUUCAUUGUCAUUGGACAUAAAUCACGAGUCAUUGAUACCAAGUACUGUUUCGACACUUCUAUCCAAUCAAGGGUCACCCAACUCCUCCAUGUCCUCAUCCCUGAUGGCAUCAACUACCUCGCCGUCAACACCGGACACAACCACCAAAAUAAAAAGCAGUUUUCCUUGCACGGUUUGUGCUAAAACUUUCCACGCGAGACAUCAGUUGAAACGCCAUGAACUGACUCACACGGACCACAGACCAUACAACUGUGACAAGUGUGGCCGAUCAUUUCGCCAGAAAGUGCACCUGAGUGACCACACCAAGAGGCACCAAGGAGAGAGGCCUUUUGCUUGCGAGGGCUGUGGGAAGCGCUUUGUUCUGAAGAAUGAAAUGAAUCAACACGUCAAGAACCACUGCAAGGGGGCAACGAAUUCGUUAGUGAAGUCUCGCCUUGACAGAGCUACUAAUCAAAUAUACACAGUAAGUGUUGGCCAGUUAGCGCCAUUGUUGUAUAGAUCUACUUAUUUCAGCAGUGUUCCCAAUGCUAAACACUUAGAUCAACCCUCAAAUCUACUGCCCUCUACAAGUAUUAACUACGAUGAAACCAAACAGGUGUUGGACAUUGACCAUUCAAAUGAACAGCCCAUUGCUCGGAUUAACGGUGAGGAAACCAAACACGAGGUGGACAUGGGUCACUCACCCAGUGUACGUGUUAAAGAUGAGGAAACCAAACACGAGGUGGACAUGGGUCACUCACCCAGUGUACGUGUUAAAAAUGAGGAAACCAAACACGAGGUGGACAUGGGUCACUCACCCAGUGUACGUGUUAAAGAUGAGAAGCUUCAACAUUUACUUGACAUACAUCUAGGUCACUCCCCUGGGCUGCCAAGAACAAGAAUUAAAGACGAGAAAGACGAACACGUCUUGGGCAUAGGUUACUCACCUGUAGUGACCAGUGUACCAUUUAAAGAAGAGGACACUAAACACGCGGAAUGCUAGACUGCUACAGCUCUGCUGCUUUAUUUGAAGUCAUCAGUAGGGCUUACUUGCAAGACGUAAAAUAGUACAAUCAAUCAACAAGAGGAUGAAGAUAGUUUGACUUUGACUUCUGAUGUUCAUAAGUUUAUCUAGAUACUAAAAGUAAGUUGCUAGAGAUCUGUGUUUAUGUAUACAUAAUAAGAUAUGUUUAUUUUACAUUGUAAAAAGUCGAAAUAAAUAAAAGAUGUCAUAUUUUAUUUUAUAAACAUUACUUUACUCACAAAGAUCUAUUUAAUGAUACUAUUCUGUGUCUAUUUUUAAAUUUUAGGAAUAAAAUGAGGUAGAUAAUGAAAAAAAAAUGUAAUUAAAUUAUUUUUUUAAAGUGUUGAUUUAUUGCAUUGUGUUAAAUUAUUAAAAUAAACGUAUAUGCUAUACA
This is a messenger RNA of Biomphalaria glabrata, 6662 nucleotides long. RefSeq lists its product as uncharacterized. The transcript is spliced from 5 exons. Bases 311 to 6247 code for a protein of 1978 amino acids. NCBI's taxonomy places the organism in Eukaryota, Metazoa, Mollusca, Gastropoda, Planorbidae. The record is from RefSeq and is a predicted model, not a curated record.